Megalobrama amblycephala (Wuchang bream) is the source of this 1668-nucleotide messenger RNA. RefSeq names its product family with sequence similarity 131 member Aa (gene fam131aa). The record is from RefSeq and is a predicted model, not a curated record. NCBI's taxonomy places the organism in Eukaryota, Metazoa, Chordata, Actinopteri, Cypriniformes, Xenocyprididae. Bases 430 to 1365 code for a protein of 311 amino acids. The transcript has 5 exons.
UUCAUUCAGCCAAUUCGUUCAAAAGUCAGAUUAAUUUAGGAAGAAAACAAACACCGAUGUGAAUACUUUUGUCGUUGAUAUAUAUAUAAUUUUUUACCUCCCCCCAUCCCCCCCACAAACUACGCCCCUGUCUCUACCUAAAUUUACGGUCAGGAGCCGCUACUGGGAAUAAAUGUUAAAACGGCUUGCCAUAUUAAGUUGCUCUCAUCGCACAGGCUCUGUACGUGUGAAAGAGGCUGUGUCUUUAAGAGAGCCGCAUUACAGGUGGGAUGACGCUGUCUAAAAGACUCAGUGUGGUGGGGACGAUGUGUUUCGUGGGUUAACAGCAGCACUCAUUUUUGCCCCUGUCUCUGAUGCUCAAGAAAAGGUGGUGUCUAUUAUUCACUGCCGAAGACGGCUCCGCGAUUCUUCUCUUGAGACCCAACGCUAAUGCUGUAUCCAUGUGCAAUGCUUUUGACAGCUUUACCCCAACUAAAUCUAAAGGUUGAUGACCCUAUUGAUAUGCUCCCCAAGUCAAGAAAAGCUCUUAGUAUCCAGGAAAUUGCAGCUCUGGCCAGAUCAUCAUUUAAUGGCAUCUCACAGGUGGUGAAGGAUCACGUGACCAAACCCACGGCCAUGGCUCAGGGUCGGGUGGCUCAUCUGAUUGAGUGGAAGGGCUGGUCUAAGCCCUUAGACCCUCCAUCUGCUACACUGCAGUCCCACUUUAACUCCUACUCCCAUCUCAGCGAGGGAGAGCAGGAGGCCCGGUUUGCAGCAGGUGUGGCUGAGCAGUUUGCCAUUGCAGAGGCGAAGCUCCGUGCCUGGACCUCUGUAGAUGAGGAGGAGAUGGACGAAGAGUCAUAUGAAGAGGAUCCUCCUCUAUAUGACGAGCCAAUCACAACAACUCUGAGCUCAGAUGCGGUAUUAUCCAAUCAAAGCUGCCCAGUGCCAAGUCAGGCUGAGACAGACGUCGCUGAACUCCCACUCAGUCAGUCAGACACCGACCGGAGUGUGCAGGAACCCUGCUCCGCCCAGACAGACCACGACGACCUGCUCAUCUCAGAAGAAGUGCCACCAUAUGCCCAAGAACUCCAGCUUUCAGAAGGGGAGGGCGACAGGGCAAUGUGUGCGGUACAUAAACCAGACCGCAGGCCUUUGUGGAGCAAGGGAGACUCCUGCUACUACUCCACCUCCUACUCCGAGUCUGGCCUUUCACCCGAGGAAGAAGAGGAGGAUGGAAGAGAUGUGGAGGAAGGGGAGGACAACGUCUUUCAGGAAGUCAUCCGCUGGUACAGACACUGCCGAAGCAUCUCCGAUACCUCUGGAGCCGUGUCUUUUGAUGAGGAAGAGGAGGAGGAAGAGCAGGAAGAAGGUUCCAAGCAGUGACGCUGUGCUCUCGCUCGCCCUUUUGUCUCGGUCUCUUUGUAGUAACCCUUCUGUGAAGUGUUUGUCCAGUCUGUUAUGCAUUCAGACACGAUGGCUUGUUUUUCUCCUCCAUACUUUAAAAGGGAUAGUUUAUCUAAAAAAUGAAAAUUCAGUCACCAUUUACUCUCCCGCAUGUCCAUCGAAAUUUCUUGACUUUUUUCUGUGAAACAUUAAAGAUUGAAAUGUUUUUUGGUUUUAUUUGUAAUGAUAAUAACCCUGGUUCAAGCUGCUCUUUUCAAUACAAUUUAAGGGUUAGUUCACCCA